CGCGCCGCUCGGCCCGCGUGCGCGUGCUUUGGCUGCCGCAUUCGCUCGAUUUCCGGGGCGGAUCAGACGGCCGGGAGCGAAUCCGGGGAUCCCCUUCCGCUCCUGCCCCCACACCACAUCUCUCUCUGCUUCCUCCCCCCACUGAUCGAUCCUCCUCUCGCGGAGAAGAAAGAAAGGAAAGAAUUUUCCUACUCGCCAGUUCAAUCGGCGGCAGCAGAUAGCUCCGGCGGCCGACGCGUGCGUAGUUUCCGCGGUGAUCUCGCCGCCGCGCGCGCAUUGGAGGAUCUGUCUCCUCCUGCUCUCAACAUUCCACCUGAGCGGCGCGGAGAAGAAGAACAAGAUCACCUCGGCCGGCGUCAGGACAGAAGCAGCAGCGGUGAGCGAGCGAAAGGGAUACGGAUACCGCCGCCACUGUCGCCGCGUCGCCGGGAGCAUUGCAGUGAUCGACAAGUUUGCACAGCUGAUGGGCGCCUGCUAACCGGGAAGAGGUAAUCGAGUGGUGGGGCGUAGUGAAAGGAAGAUGCUAGCAUGCAUCGCGUGUUCGACCAAGGACGGCGGAGAGGACGGCGGCCGGGUUGCGGCCACGCCCCACGGCAGAGACGCCAGCAAGUCUCUCACCUCGCAGUUGAAGGACAUGGUGCUCAAGUUCUCUGGCUCCGGCAAGCACUACAAGGCCACCGGGAGCCCAUCAUUCAGAGGCAAUCGCUUCCACCGCUCCAGCCGGCUUGCCGCGUACCCGGGCGUCGUCGACGACUCGGGCUUCACGUCUGACGGUGCCGGCGAGGCAUACAGCUACAUGAGAACAACGUCGAGCACAGCGGCACGCACCGCCCCAUCAUCGACGUGGGACAUGCCCAAGAUCAACCAUGGUUUCCAGACGCACGCGAGAAACCCGAGUACGAGCUGGAUACCGAGCAUCGGGGAGGCGGACGAGGAGGAGGACGAUGAUGAUGAUGAGACAGUUGUCCUGGAGGAAGACCGCGUGCCGAGGGAGUGGACGGCACAGGUCGAGCCUGGCGUGCACAUCACCUUCGUCUCCAUCCCCGGCGGCGCGGGUAACGACCUCAAGCGCAUUCGGUUCAGCCGGGAGAUGUUCAACAAGUGGGAGGCGCAGCGGUGGUGGGGCGAGAACUAUGACCGCGUCGUGGAGCUGUACAACGUGCAGACGUUCCGGCAGCAGGGCCUCUCGACGCCGUCGUCCUCCGUCGACGACGCCAUGCAGAGCGAGUCGUUCUACUCCCGCGCUGGCUCGACGAGGGAGAGCCCAGUGGUGAUGCUGCCACCAUCAGCGACGGCGAGGACGAUCGGCCGGACGACUUCGUAUAAGGCGGCGUCCACGGCCCGGGCGACGUGCUACCCGUCCACCGCCGUGCCGGACCCGUCCGACCACGUGUGGGCGCACCACUUCAACAUGCUCAACUCCGCCGCGGGCGCGGGUGCGUCGUCCAUGCCGUCGAGCGCCGGCGCCCCGGGCCCGUACGACCCUUCGCGCGCCACCACGUCGUCCCUGGACGAGGCGUCCGUGUCCGUGAGCAACGCGAGCGACCUGGAGGCGACGGAGUGGGUGGAGCAGGACGAGCCGGGCGUCCACAUCACCAUCCGCGAGCUCGGCGACGGCACCCGGGAGCUCCGCCGCGUCCGCUUCAGCCGGGAGAAGUUCGGCGAGGAGCGGGCCAAGGUGUGGUGGGAGCAGAACCGGGACCGGAUACACACGCAGUAUUUGUAGCGAGACACACAGAAGCUAACACGUACGUCAGUCAGGUCCAGGAUGAGUCGUGUACUAGAUUAGAGUGGAGUGAUGGUGUGAUACUUAAGUAGCGGUACUGCAGUUUGUUAAAAGUCUAGUUUCUACAGAGUGAACAGAGAGAGUUAUGCUUUGGUUUCAGACGCGGUAGGCCCAGGUUGCUGCUGCUUGUGUAAAAAUGGCAUCGCCUAAGAUCGGUCUGCAUCUUUGCUGAACAGUAAUAUUCAUUUGUUUAUUUGUAUGUUUUA
This is a messenger RNA of Lolium perenne, 1992 nucleotides long. RefSeq names its product protein Brevis radix-like 2. The record is from RefSeq and is a predicted model, not a curated record. Lineage: Eukaryota; Viridiplantae; Streptophyta; Magnoliopsida; Poales; Poaceae.